Messenger RNA from Coregonus clupeaformis (lake whitefish), 3686 nucleotides. Its product is annotated as dnaJ homolog subfamily C member 10. NCBI's taxonomy places the organism in Eukaryota, Metazoa, Chordata, Actinopteri, Salmoniformes, Salmonidae. The record is from RefSeq and is a predicted model, not a curated record. Bases 279 to 2702 code for a protein of 807 amino acids. The transcript has 22 exons.
GUAUAGUCGUAUUCCACCGGAUCGAGUUAUCUCAUCACACCCGGAGUCGCUAGGUCGUACAUGGGUCAUGCCUAGAUGGAAUACCGUUUAUGUCAAAUUGACGUCAAAAGUUGAAAACCCGGAUAAGAAGUGUGCCAACAAGUGACUCUGUCAAGGCAGACGUCAGAACAUUCUAGGGUUGUUUCUCCUACCUAGGAUGAGGUGUGUGACACUAACAACUUCAGAGAUCCAGCACUGAAACGUGUUACACUGUGUGUUUACUGAGGAGACAGGUGGCCAUGGAAUCUCUACCACCAGCAAAAUCAAAACUAGCCUGUCAAGUUCAGAAUCCAGGGCAGAUGCCUUGGAGCAGAAUUUUGCUGGGUUCCCUGCUUGUCUUCAGUUGCCUGGUAGCUUCUGUGUCCUCUGAGGAUUACUAUAAGUUACUAAAGGUGUCCAGAGAAGCCACAACCAGAGAAAUACGGCAAGCCUUCAAAAAGCUGGCUCUGACCAUGCACCCAGAUAAAAACCCACAUGAUGAAACUGCGCACGACAAGUUCCUGAAGGUAACCCGGGCAUAUGAAGUUCUGAAGGAUGACAAUCUGAGGAAGAAGUAUGACAAGUAUGGAGAGAAGGGUCUGCAGGACGAGCAGCAGGGAGGAGGACGAUAUGAGAGCUGGAACUACUAUAGAAAUGAAUUUGGUAUCUACGAUGAUGACAUAGAGAUUGUCACUUUAGAUAGGGGAGACUUCGAUGCAGCAGUGAACUCUGGGGAACUCUGGUUUGUCAACUUCUACUUCCCUCGUUGUCAUCACUGUCAUGAGCUGGCUCCCACGUGGAGGGAGUUUGCUAAGGAGAUGGAUGGAGUGAUCAGGAUAGGAGCAGUGAACUGCGGAGACAACAACAGACUGUGUCGCAGCAAAGGCAUCAACAGCUACCCCAGCCUCUACAUUUACAAAGCUGGAAUGAAUCCAGAGAAAUACUUUGGAGAUAGGUGCAAGGAGAGUUUGACUAAGUUUGGCAUGCAGUUUGUGAUGAGCGGAGUUACAGAGCUGUGGCAAGGCAACGUCUUCACUGAGAUUGAGGCAGCGUUUUCAUCUGGAGUUGGAUGGCUGAUCACCUUCUGUUCUGACUCAGGAGACUGUCUAGAGUCACAGACGAGGCACAAAUUAGCAGGAAUGUUGGAGGGUUUAGUGAACGUGGGCUGGAUGGACUGCUCUACACAGGCUGAGUUGUGUGACAGCUUUGAGGUGACCACCAGCACAACAGCCUUCUUCCCUCCCGGCAGUUCACUGAAGAGCAAGGGCAGCGUGCUGUUUCUGCAGAGUUUGGACACCAGAGAGAUCUAUGGAGAGGUGAUGCAGCAUCUGCCUGACCUGGAGGCUCUUACUAAGGACACCUUUAAGAGUAAACUGGCCCAUCAUCGGUGGCUGGUCAGUUUUUACUUUGGACAGAAGACCAUAGAGUCUCAUGAGUAUAAGAAGCUCAAUGCUUUUCUGAAGGGGGCCCACAUACAGGUGGGAAAGGUGGACUGCCUUACUGAGUCAGAAUUGUGUGGCUCCUUCUACAUUCAAAAGCCCUGCAUCGCGGUCUUUAAAGGCCUUGGGAUUCAUGACUUUGAGAUACACCAUGGGAAGGAUGUGCUGUAUAACAUUGUAGCAUUUGCUAAGGAGAGUGUCAGCGCCCAUGUCACCACUCUGAGACCAGAGGACUUCCCCAGUGAUGGCAAGGAGCCCUGGAUGGUUGACUUCUUUGCUCCUUGGUGUCCGCCCUGUCGUGCUCUCCUCCCUGAGCUGAGGAAAGCCUCGAUCCAGUUGUUUGGUCAGAUGAAGUUUGGAACACUGGACUGCACCGUGCACGAGGGCCUUUGCAGCGUGUAUAAUAUCCAUGCCUACCCGACCACGGUAAUCUUUAACAAGUCCUCCAUCCAUGAGUACGAGGGCCAUCACUCUGCUGAUGGAAUCCUGGAGUUCAUACAGGACUUGGUCAACCCUACAGUGGUGACCAUGGACCCAGACAGCUUUGUAGAGCUGGUAAAGAGGAGGAAACACAACGAGACCUGGAUGGUGGACUUCUAUGCCCCGUGGUGUGGGCCCUGUCAGGCUUUGCUGCCUGAGUGGAGGAGGAUGGCACGGGCGCUGAAUGGUAUGAUAAAGGUGGGGACGGUGGACUGUCAGAAACACCACUCCUUCUGCCAGGGAGAGGGGGUCAGAGCCUACCCUGAGAUACGCCUCUACCCUCAGAACGCCAACCGACGAGACGUAUACCAGAGUUACAACGGCUGGCAUCGAGACGCACACUCUCUCAAAGUCUGGGCUAUGGGCACUCUCCCAAGAGCGUCAGUGGAUCUGACUCCAGAUGACUUCAGGAACAAGGUGAUGGAAGGGAAGGAUCACUGGGUGGUGGACUUCUAUGCUCCGUGGUGUGGGCCAUGCCAGCACUUUGCCCCAGAGUUCGAGGUCCUCGCUCGGAUGGUGAAAGGAAGCGUGAGGGCAGGGAAAGUAGACUGUCAGGCCCACUACCAGACCUGUCAAUCAGCCGGCAUCACAGCCUAUCCCAGCGUCCGAUUCUACCCACACCUGGUCACCAAGAAGCGUGACCAGGGAGGGGAGCACGUCAACAGCCGGGAUGCUACUAACAUUGCCGACCUCCUCCGUCAGAGGCUCCAGCAGCUAUCUCCAUGGUUACAUGGCAAGGCCGCCAACUUCAAGGAUGAAUUGUGAGUUCAAGAGGGUCGAUUAGGAAGAUCCAAGAUUCACUGAGAUGCUUUUCCUUAAGGGAAAUGUAAACAAAGAACAGUCAAACCCACACACAGUUAACAAACAAAUUGAGAAGAGAGGAUUACUGCCAAAGAACAUUAGCAAAGUAGACGUUAUCGAACGGUUACGUCAGUAUUGUCGGUCUGUCAAAACUGAUUCAACGAUUCAGAAAGACUGACUCACUGUCCUGUCGUAAGUUUGACUAGUUAUAUAGGUGGAGUGUGUCCAUACGGUAGGUGUUGACCUGCCUGGUAUCUGAAUGUACUGUCUGAUGUAGGUUGGGGACAAUAUAUUUUAUGUUUAUUUAUGAUGAUACAAAAUGGCAGUUUCAGUUUAUAAUGGGCUUGCCAAAUUCAAUGCCACUCGUGUUGAUUCAACUUGAACCAUUUGAGUGUCGCGAACAGUGUUUUAUUCAUUCUGUGAAGUGACCACACUGUACUGAAUGUGGUGGUGGUAUAAUGAUAAUGGUGUUUGUCUGCUUAAAGUAGCCUAAUUGUUCAGUAUGCAACAGUAUCACAAACACACACACACACACACACACACACACACACACACAGUUUAGAAAAAGGAACCCUGGACACUAAAAACAAUUAACAGGAAAUAUGUUGCCAAUACCCUCCACAUCAUUAAUUUAUCUGUUACGGUUUGCCAUCACUGAAGUGUCGAUGGGAAUAAUUUGAUUAGUUGUGGGAUGAUGCAGUCUUGCAAAAGUUUACUGUCAUAUUAUAAAUGUGGGAAAGAUAUCACAGUUCUAUAUCAUGUCCUUGUAGUCUGGUAUUUUCAACUCAAAAUACUAUCCUUGGAUGAUGUUUGAUAAUAACUUAUGUGGGAACUUGUGGUCUUGAAAAUGUUGAUCGUGUCCCCUUUAAGACAGUCCUUCUCUUUUCCUUUUCAAGUUGUUUUGCACAGACCCUUGUAUGGAAUAAAUGUCAUGUUUUUUAAACAUUC